Molecule: messenger RNA, 2121 nt
Organism: Australozyma saopauloensis
Lineage: Eukaryota; Fungi; Ascomycota; Pichiomycetes; Serinales; Metschnikowiaceae
Gene: RIM8
Product: Rim8p
Exons: 1
Coding region: 1-2121 (706 amino acids)
Biological process (GO): ubiquitin-dependent endocytosis
Cellular component (GO): plasma membrane; cytosol; cytoplasm
Molecular function (GO): ubiquitin protein ligase binding; protein-macromolecule adaptor activity
Source: RefSeq, a predicted model, not a curated record
AUGCGUCGAGCGGUGUCGAAAUUGUUGCCGGGCAAAACCGCCAAGGGCCUCGACUCGUCGCUGUCGGUGAGCAUCGACCACAGCUCGGUGGAAGACUUCUAUAUUCUGCUAGAUAAUCCGCACAAGUCCUGGCUCCCGGGCGAGGAGAUCUCGGGCCAGGUGAUCCUCAUCAGUAAGAAGAACUUGGGCAACAUUGUGAUCACGUUCUCGCUCCUGGGCUACAUCAAGAUGAACGCCCUGCCGCACUCCAAGCUUCGGCCCAUGAAGCAGGUUCUCUUCAAUCACUCCAUCAAGAUCUAUGGGCCUGACCUGGACCUGCCGACCCCGUCCAGCCUCGUAAACGGUUUGUAUAAGGGUGAACAUAGAUUCCCGUUCGUUGUGAAGCUUCCCACUAAGCGAAUCUUCACUAGUAUCGACUUUGGGAAAGGUGCCAUAAUAUACACGCUAAAGACGACGCUUCGCUCCGUCAAUAGCGAGGAGGCGCCCCUGCCUGGCCAAAGUGUUCCCGAGCCCUCGAUUUUCCGUCCUAGAGCCCUUUCUCGUCUCCACAAUCCUUCCUUUACUCUGGAGAAACAUAUUAAAAUCGUAGACCCUAUUGAUGUGGCCGAGCUACCGCCGCCGAAACCAAAGAGACUCAUCAUCAAAGACCCUCGGCGAGGCAAGCUUCGCAGAACGCAGUCUUCUACAUCCACCAUAAACACAGCCUCGACCAUCAACUCCAAGAAUUCAGACUUCGAUCACUCCCACGCAACGGCCCAUCCAAGCAUCGGCUCCGCUUCGUCUUCCAACAACGUUGUGCCAAUGGCCAACAGUGUGAACAGCCCGGGUGUCAGCCUGGGUUCCAUGGUUCAAGCUCCAUCCGAUAGGCCAGGCUCGAUCCUGGUCACCAUGGAAUUAGGCCAAAGAGGCUUUCUUCGAGGUGAACUAAUACCUGUCAAGCUCACAAUCAGCCAUUUGAAACAGGUCCAAGACUCCAGGGGUAUAAUUGUGACUUUGGUGCGUGUGUGUAGAAUUGACCAUGGUCCUGAAAGCUACUUUGAAUCGUUCCGGAAAGACCUCCAACAGCUGGUCAUCCCGUUAUUUGUUGAUCCUGUCACCUUUUCUCUGGAAAUAAAUACCAGUUUGAGAGUCCCUGCAGAUGCAUUCCCGACGAUUACAGGUUGUCCAAUGGUGUCUUUCCAGUACUUCGUUGAAGUCAUGCUCAAUUUGUCUGGAAAGCCAUUUGCAAUGGAUGGUGCUGGUCCUGUUGCAAACUUAGUGGCUCACGAUGAUAACAGCCCUUCACUUUCUCCCUCGGGUGGAACCAGCUACAAUUUCCAAGUGGGCCAAGAUAGGUCUGAUUUCAUCAACACGGACAAAUUCAAACGUCUGAAGAAGUUUUUGCAAUUGACUACAGAGGUCAUUAUUGGUACUCACAGACUGGAGAAGCACAAUGCCAUAGUGUCCACUCCAGAGAAUGUACCCAUUGUUCAAGAGCAGAGCAUGUCCCUGGGAUCCACACCGACCUCUCAAAUACAGCAGAAUUAUACCAGACCGCAAAAUCACAUUAAUUCUGUUCCCGAGCUCGCCGAGCUAACAAACUAUCCUAUUCCUCCGUACUUAGAGUCACCUCAUGAAGAGGGACCUUCAGCGCCCAAUUACUUCUCUGAAAUGACCGCAAUGCCAAUGCCAAUGCCUGAUCUCAAUCAUUUGUCUGAAAAGGACCGUAUGCGGCAGCAUGAGGCUGGUCUUCUUCCUUCGGAACCCAUAUUUGACUCCGAAGAUGAGGAGACAAUCAGCCCCUUGAACCAUGGUAUUCUUGAUGAGAUGACCGCAGGCGAAGCGUUGCAGUCUGCCACUGACAAUCAUGAACCGCAUGAUUUGAAUCGUAACAGUCAUAAUCUUACUCCUGUCGGUCAAGGUGCAUCACAUCGCCUUCACAACGAGGAGAUCGACUUAUACGAUGCUCCAGCCGUACAAGGAGCCAAUCCAGAUGGCUUCGGAGAAGGAGCCGUGAAGGACUUCGUGCCGAACUAUGAUGCAGCUGCAAAUGACCGCCUUGUGGCUGUUGGUGGCAACGAAGCUGACCUGUCUACCGCUGGGACGAGAGUAGGUCCAGCUACAUCCAUUCCUGGAGAAUGA